Molecule: messenger RNA, 15485 nt
Organism: Anastrepha ludens (Mexican fruit fly)
Lineage: Eukaryota; Metazoa; Arthropoda; Insecta; Diptera; Tephritidae
Exons: 4
Cellular component (GO): membrane
Source: RefSeq, a predicted model, not a curated record
GUAACAACGCCUCCAUAUAAACACAUACCCAUCCGUCACCACACCAUCACAUUGGAUUACGCGCAGCUUUACUUUCGUCCAGAGCCAACUAGUGGCCCCAUACCGCAGCAGUAUCAACAGUACCAGAAGUACCAACAGUACCAGAAGUAUCAACAUCAACCGUACCAGCAAAAGUAUCAACAGUAUCAGCAGUUGCCACAGCAUUACAACUACUACAACUACAACUACAAUCAUAAUUAUCAUAACACCAGUUCACGUUCCACACCGACCCAUUCGCCCGCACCCUCAUACACACAUCUUCACCAACACUCACAUCAUCAACAGCAUCAUCUACAACAGCAAGAGCUACUCAUCCAACAACAUCAACUACAGCAGUUACAACAACAACAGCAACAACAACAUCAGCAGCAACAACAUCCGUGCAAUUAUUAUUCAACGCCGCCGCCACCAACCAAUACCAGUUCGAACCACCACACACCGAGUCAUCACAGUUCGACGUACAGCGCUUACGGUUCGUACGGUUCUUACGGCGGCGCAUACCUUGGCACCAGUGGCAGCGAUAGUGGCGUAGGUGGUCUCACACCAAUCGGACGUAACUAUCGUCGGUACCACUCGAGUGGCAGUGGUGGCAGCGGCAGUAUUAGCGGUAGCAUUGGCAGCAAUUUCCUCACUGCCGGCUCCCAUAGCGCAAAUUACGGGCGCACCUCACCAGCACUGUCGAUUCACGCACGCCCCUUGCUCGCAUCCACAUCGACUGCGGCCAGCAGUACUGGUGGUUGUGGCAGUACAUACGGUUUGGGACUUGGCCUGGGACUUGGCCUCGAUCUCGAUACCAGUGACUACGAAUACGAACGAGCGUCGCUACACUCUGGCGCUUACGCUUACAAACCGUCGUCUUCGCGACGUGGCAGCAGCCUUGCUGCCGACUACUUGUUGGACGUUGCAGCACAUUGCAGCGUACCAUCGCCGGCACUCAAACCUGAGCCGGAUACCGAUCUUGAGCUCGACCUCGAUCUUGAUCUCGAUCUCGACGUGGGCGUCGGCGUCGGUGUUGACGUUAGCGACGUUGACGACGCUAGCGACAUUGGCCUCGACAUUGGUUUGGGCCUUAACGUCGAGGAUAUCGAAGAUCUUGAUAUCCCGGUACCAGAACCGGAACCCGAACCCGAAGCGGACGUGCACGACGAACUUGUUCGCGCGCUUGAACUCGAACUCGAUUUUGGACUUGAUUUUAACACCAACACUAACCUCAACUUCAAUCUCGAUAGCGCAGAUUUCAUCGGACUCGACGACGUCGACAUUGACGCAGAGGAAGAGCCAAUACUCUCGCCAGUGCUCAAUAGAUCUUUGCGUCCAUUCUCCUAUCCGGCGCUUACUAUCACUGCACCAGAGAAUAGUAUCGCAAGCGAAUCACCAAUACCAGCGGCGACGCCGCCACCGACACCGACGGAUUUUCUCUAUCCGCAGUUGUCCAUACAAAGCAACAAGACGUCACCACAACAUCAGCAGCACCAGCAGCAACACCAGCAACAACAACACCAACAGCAACAGCAACAGACGCAACACUACUACCACCAACAACAAAGAACGACGCGUUUACCGCAACACGACGACAGUUGCGAGGAAUUCAACAACAUCACUGACGAUCCGACGUCGUGCAUCGGCCAAAAAAGAAUGAUGGUUAGCCGAUUGUGGAAUAGUUGUUUCCCCAAAUUCACGCCGGAGCACGUGCACCGGCACAACUUCUACUUAUGCCAGUGGCAACGCAACACCCAAGUGCGCAUUGUCUAUCUCUUUUAUCGCUGGAUAACGGCAAUUACCUGCCUGGCCGCGCUCGUUUGCUCACUACUCGAUAUCGGGCGCUCCGAAGAACACUUCGAAAACCACUAUGCGAAAUGGUGGAUCUACCUGACACACUGGGGUCUGCUCUUCUGCACAGUGCAGGCAUGGCUGGCGGCGUGGAUUGUGACGCAGGGCAUGAUGGUGGAGCGUGAAGAUUUUGAGGUUGUGCGACAGGCGAGGAAGAGCCGUCUUCAUCACAUAUACUGGGUGCUGUACACGUGUGCCACUGUGUAUUCGUUCAUCAUAACGAUGUGUUAUUGGUUUUUGGUGCACGAUCCAGAAAUUCACAAAAUAGACGCUUUAAAUAUAAUGGUGCAUGUGUUCAAUUCGGUGAUUAUGCUCAUCGAUUUAGCUAUUGUCGGACAUCCGAUCAAAUUGAGUCAUGUCUACUUUACGACUGGCAUCGGUUUGGCGUAUGGCAUUUUUACCGGUAUUUAUUUCUUAGCUGGCGGCACAGAUAGAAAAAACAAUGUCUACAUCUAUCCCAUGUUGGAUUGGACCAAACCGGGCAAGGCUAUCAUCGUCACUGUGUGUGCCGUCAUUUCCGUCUUUGUGGUGCACUUCUGUUGCUAUCUCCUGUAUCGCACGCGCGUCUGGCUAUUUACAAAACUUUGCAUACGCGGCGCGCACAACCGAGAUGGCGAAAUGGGCGAAGGUCUGCAUGAUGAGGCGGCGGCGCGUCUAGGCGGUGGCACCUCCCAAGAGUACUCACACCAGCAACAGUAUCCGAUUCUUCAUUCGGAACAGCCGCGCACCAGCCAUCACCAUCAUCAGCACACACAAAAUCAGCAGCAGCCACAACAACAACACCAGUCUGGCGGAAAUGUGCAAACUGUAGACAUAAUGAGCGGAGGAGGAGGAGGAGGAGGAGGAGGAGGAGGAAGAGGUGGUGGUGGCGGUGGAUUAGGCACCGCCACACAACAUACCACACCGCCUUACUAUCCGCAAUACUCCGGCUAUCAGCAGCAACCUGUGGUGGCGGGCGUCAAUGUUGGUGUACUCAGCGCUGGCGGCUACUAUCAAUCGGAAAAUAACAACAAAAAUAAACAACAGCAACAACGCCAGCUAGAGCAACAGCAACACCAACAACAACAACAACAGCAGCAACACCAGCAGCAGCAACACCAGCAGCCGCAACAGCAACAGCCACAACAACAGCAAAAACAUUCCUCAUCAGCGACUGCCGCAUCCGGUUUAAGUCGCACCGUGGCGCAUUUAGAUGCGGCACAGCGUGAGCAAUUCCUAAAUCCAAACAAGAUUGUGGAAUAUAAAAUGUAAAGGCGUUGUACCCGGCACCGAUAUACGUUCCACUUGUCCAUGAAAUUCUUGGAGAAACACUGUGCGCAAUGUCAGGAGGCCAAGCGACGCGCCGAAGAGGAAGCUCAUGCCAAAGCGGAAGCGCAAGCAGCAGCCAAAGCUGCAGCCGAAGCAGCGGAAAUCGCAGCGGCCGCAGCGCUGGCAGCAGCCGCCAAAGUCAAGUCGGAAUGCGCAAAAUGUUGCUGAGCGCGAACUGCCAGUUGCAAGAUGUAGUUGUAGAUCGUGGCAGAUUAGUCAAUUUUACUGCCUGCUGCCCGUUUGGUCAGUCUUGAAAUGCUGGCUGGCGUUACAGUGUGAGUUUUAUUGUGAGCGCACGUUGUUGUUGUUUAGGUUAAUUUUUAGGAUUAGACAGUGGUCAGUGGUCAGUGGCUCCGUUGUAAUGGUGUCGGGUAUAGGCGUGAUGGAGACAGGGAAUAUGGCACAAGCGAUUGGAGGCGCUAAAAAUGUAUGUGAACAAAAAGUUGAAAAGGAAAAUGCAAAAAAUGGAAAAUUUUAUAUGAAUAUAAAUGCGGUAUGGGGCCUAGGGUGGGGUUGAAUAAUUUUUAUAAUCAAAAAAAAAAAGCGUACAAGUUAGCGUUAGUGAAGCAGAGUUGUUAUGAAUAGAUGAGGGAGAGCAGAUUUUUAGAGACUUAGUGUUAAUGUGUUCCUUUAGAUAUUUGGUACGUUGGUAAAAAAAAACGUAUUUUAAUUCUCGUUAUAAGUUAAGUGAGAAAAUGGUAGCAAUACGCUUCUAAACUUUACACAUUUAUUGAUUAUUUUACUACUCCUUUUGGUGAAGCCACUCCGUUUUCUAGAUAUAACGCAAACAAUUUUGAAUGACCAUUGAGUUCAAGCCCGCUAGACAUUCAGGAAGAACAUUUUUUUUAAGAUAAUGCAAAGGCGUAAAAUAUUUCAGCCAGAGCAGGCCGCUAGCUCCCGAUCACUAGCAGAAGCUGGCUGCAACAAAACUGAUUAGCUAAUCUUUCCUGGUUGAAUUGAAACCGAUUGAAGGUGAAGUUUGCAUCAGUUUGAAAGUACAGGAGCGCCUACGUUGUGCUCAGCGGUUUCCGACUAUAGGUCAAUGCUCUUUCGUAGCAUAUCAUCUGCAUGUCUUCCUAGAUCCAUACGCCAGCUGCUCAGCAGCGCGUACAGGUUUAUCGUGGUGAUGAAUCAUUCAUCUUCAAAGAUGAUCGUUCUUGGUGGUACCAUUGGCAAUUAUUCCAAAUGUUUUGUUGAUAGGGAGCGUAAAUAACAUCGAACUAAAAAAAAUUAACUGAUAUUUUCUCCAAACAUUGUUCACGACUUAACAAGCCAUCAAGUGAUAGAUGAAGAUAGAGUACGAUAGCAGCUCUACUAACAGCAUUCGACUUGAAAAUUGAGAUUUGAGAAGUUGAGCCAAGAAGCAAUGCGAGAUUUGGUAACCCCUAAAACACUCAGGCUAAAAGCCCAUUGUAUUUAACGCUCUGGAAAGUGAAAGAGUUGAUAGUCAAGGAGGAAAGAAGAGAAGUAACAGAUCGAAAAAGAUAGGAUAGAAUAGAGAAAUAGAGGUAGUAAGACAUGUGAGAAUUUUCUUGCUACUUUGGUGCAUCUGAAAACAUCCUCCAGUUUGAGAGAACGAGUUUCAAUCGUUCUAAUGUUAUCGGAACCCAAAAUUCGUAGACUUGCUCUAACAAAUAAAGGUCAUACACAGAAAAAAUGCUCAGUGCUAUCCGGCUCCUCAUCGGGAACUUCAAUUUUUGAACGCCGCAUUGUCCUGGACCCCAUAUUAGUACAAGCUUGUAGCGUCUUGCAACAGAAUUAAGCUUCUUCUUACCUUCUUGAACAAUCUUUGAGGCUUACUCUGCGUUCCCCGGAGCCAUUAGUGCAGCCUGAUUUCCUCUAAAGACUCCAAUCUGUUGUCUCGCUCCAUCUCUUCUCCUUUAUCAAUUAUUCUCCUACUUUCAGAAUGGCGAAAAUGGUCAGCACUUGAAUGGGAUCAGAGUUGGUAAAGGGUUACAAGAAAGCUCAAGGUGGAAUGAUUUUCGCGGAAGCUUCCUUUCUUUCGUAUUUAUUCAGUAUUUAUUCAUACUAAAAGCACUAAAAAACUUAGGAAAGUAAGAGAUUAAAAAUAAGAGUUAACCGUUUUAGCAAUUUCAUAUUUCGCUAUAGAAAAAUCAAGUGAUUUAGAACUCGAGAUCUUAUUUCAUUCACUAAGCGCACGUGCAAUGUGGUUAAAUAUUAACCACACCCACCACCAAAACCUACACGAAGGGCAGUUCCCAAGAACUGGUCAGAGCGAACUCUGACUGCUCCUCAUCCCCGUGGUACCGAGAUUAAGUCUUCGGUCAGACCUUGUACCCGAAGACACUACCAGUUGAGCUUCCACACUGCUCGUGGCAACCCUAGAUUUUAGUCGCCUUUUACGACAUAGCAUAUUUUACCUCUGGCAAAUUCUUAUCCCUGACCCGCUGGGGGAAAAAUGAGAAUACAUUUCUCCAAACUUCUGAGGUCUUAAGGCUUAUAGAGGCCAGCGAGGUUUAAGAAGGCGUAGACUCAGAAAAAUUCAAAGAUCGCAAAGCAAGACCUUCCGAACACACUCGAUACGAUUAAUAGAAUUACUGCUACAGAGAUUGUUGUAGAUUAGGAACGGUGACUGAUUGGCGCUUGUGCUAACCGCUUUAUGCUGCUGAUGAACUUCAUGAGAUUUUUGGUAUCAAGACCUACUAUAUCAGCAGACGUAGGAAAGAAGUGAAAACCAAGAUGCCUAAAUCUUAGUCCCGCAAGCAGCUAACGCAAAAAAGACUUGAAGUAAUUCCAAGUCUCACCGCAUGUGUAUCUCACGGAUAGUAGUGACCUGUGAGAACACCCGCAAAGUUUGAGAGUCGAGAUUUUGUCAUUCUCAGAAGAUCCCUCGAACGCCUCAGAUCCACAAGGGGUCGGAAAUUUUUGUACUUGCCCAGCGCUCGCUGAGUUGACGCGAGUACCAUCGUUUCACGAGUAGAGCGCAGAUUGUCAAGGGGAUGCCAGUCCUCUCCUUCGCGGGGAAACUACCUCACAAAUUUCUUGUCUGGCCAGCUCAUACGCUUCGCAGUUUCCCCGCAAUAUCGCUAUGACCAGGUACUCAGAUGAGUCUUAUGUCAAAAAAUUCGGAUGCGGUCGAAAGUGAAACCAGGCAUUCCCUGAACAGUUUCGAAUGCAGCCUAAUUGCCGCUUGGCUAUCGGAGUAAAUAUUUACUUUCUUAACAGUUAUUACGCAAGUGAGUAACCAAUUAGCUGCUUUGUUUGUUUGUUAACAGUAAUAGAAGCCCCGCCAGCUAAAGGUAGGCCCAGGAAACAUGCUGUUUCGACGGGUUGGGUCCAGAGGGAGAGGGGUGUUAGAUGAGUCGGUUUUAGAGGGCAUGUGAAAAGGUGGUUAGUGUCGUGCGGGGUGCCUUCACUUGCCGGACAUAUGUUUGGUAUGUCGGGGUCGAUGCUGGAUAAGUAGGAGUUUAACCUGCUACAGUAUCAAGAACGUAAAGUUGCCAGUGUUACACGUGUCUCACGGGGAAGCUGGAGCUCUUCAUCUGCUAUAGGUGAUGGUUGGACUCCGAUUACGGCAUUCACAGGACGGGAGCUUAAGAAGGUGGUGACGGUCUCCCGGUGAAUGUCGUUUAUUGACUGUCUAAACACUGUCUAGUCCAGUAAAUUUCUGUCAAUUUUGUUCUGGAUUUCGUUGGCGCAGUUUAAGAGGUGUCUCCUAACGUGCCCGGGAGGCGGCUCAGGCUCAAGCAGGUGUCUGCAGGGGUGUAACCUGCGGUAACAUCCUAGCAGGAAGUGCUUGCUGAGCAGUUUGUUAUGCUCCAUAACUGGGAGCAUUUCUGCCUCGUUGAACAUUGAAGAUGUUGAACGGGGGACAUCAGGAGGCAACCGGUCGCUGUCCGAAUGGCAGUAUUUUGGCAUGUCUGUAGCUUUAUUCACUGCGUGUUACUAGUUCCAGGCGACCAGACAGGCGCAGCAUAGUUCAGAACCCGCCGACCAAUUGCCUUAAAAGUCAUUAGCAACAGUUCUUUGUCUUUGCCCCAAGUGCUGCCGGCAAGCGAUUUGAGGACCUUGUUGCGAUUUUGAACUUUAGUGGCAAUUGCGGUUAUGUGCGCUGAGAAGGAGAGCACCCAAGGUCGAAGGUUACACCCAAAAUUUUGGGGUUGUUUACAGUCGAAAUUGGUGUGUCGUCGACUUUUACCUUAAGGGACAGUUUUACCUCCUUUGUCCAGGUGGUAAAGAGGGUCGCCGUGGACUUAGUGGGGGAAAGUUGGAGAUUCCUCGCAGUGAAAAAGCGUAAAGGGUCGGUGAGGUAGUUGUGCACUUUGGAACACAGGCCAUCGAUGUCACUAGCCCUGUCUAGCGAACAGCAAUUAGCUGCUUCUUUGAUUGCGGCUACCUCUGCUGGAAACACUGCAGUGAUCCGGAGUCUGAUGGCGAGCUCUUCGCAGAAGACAUCUUCGCCAACAGUAGAAACUGUUGAUUGCCCAUUCUAAUUUGUGGAGAUUUAAAAUGUUUUAAUGGUAUCCAAAUAUUUAGUUUUCAUUUUUUUAUAUUGCGAGCUCAAGGCGCCCGAACAGUAAAACAAGAAAUCUAAUUAUUGACAGUCUUCUUUAAUAACUCUGGCUGGUCUGAUAAACAAAAAAUAACAAUAAAAUUGUAUACCAAUUUCUCACUUAGUUUGUAAAAGUAAUAUAUUUUUCUAAUAUUUUACUAUUAAUGCAUGUAGAUCAGUGUUUGACUAUAAGCGAAGACUAAAUGUUUAGUGAAUUUCUUCUGGAAUUUCAAAUUUAUUGAUUGUCAACGUCAUACUAAGUUCAAUGAUGUUAACCCAAUGUCAGCGUCAAUAGUAAUACUUAUCGAGUAUACUGUAUUAUAUUGCAAAAAUGUAUGAUAGUUUAUUUUUAAAUACUUAUUACUUUAAUGGAUUCUUGCAUUUAUUAAAAGUUGAUUUCAGUUUAAUUGAGUGCAUUUCCCAAUCUGCGAGUACAAUACAUAUACAAGUAAAGUCUAUAAAGUAUAUCAAGUUAGUUGUGGAUAGUGUAUAUCGGUGCAGGAACCUUAUGCAUAUACAAAAUGAAAACAAUAAAAAAUAUGUACUAAGUAUGUAUGAAACUAGUGUGAGUAGAAAACGUAGAACGUAGAAAGGCCUUUAAAAUUCAAAAGAUGUAAAUUUGUUAGCGCUUGAAUGUAUAUUUAGGAAUAGCGGGAAACCCACAGUUACAUUAAAAACAAAUAAAAAUUAAAUAAAAAACUAAAAAUCAAAUAUAAAAAUAAAAUAUUAAAAAUAAAAUAUAAAAAUAAAAAAUAAAAUAUUUAUAAAAAAUAAAUAACAAACAUUGUCUAACAGCCACACAAGUAAAACAAGGAAAGCCAAAUGGAAAUAAAUUACUUAGAAAUAAAAAAUAAUUAUUGAAACCUAUAAUUUAUAUGUAAAGGCAUGUGAACAUAAAGAUGAAAAAUAUACAGUAUUAUACAAAGACAUGCAUAAUCUAAUCCCGAAAUUUUCGGGACGUGGGAUUCCGGCAUGUGAACAUAAAAGCGAAAAAAUUGUAUGUAAUAUAGUAUUACACAAAGGCAUGCAUAUGUAUUCAGAUAUGUACAUAUGUAUUAGGGAUGUCACUUUGCGGGACUGGUAAAAUACCGAAAUUUUCGGGACGCGGGAUUCCGGCAUGUGAGCCAAACGAUGAAAAAAUGUACAAUAUUAUGCAAAGCUAUGCAUAUUUGCUUAGAUAUGUAUGUAUUAGGGAUGCCACUUUGCGGGAUUAGUAAAAUACCGAAAUUUUCGGGACGCGGAAUUCCGGCAUGUGAGCCAAACGAUGAAAAAAUGUACAAUAUUAUGCAAAGCCAUACAUAUUUGCUUAGAUAUGUAUGUAUUAGGGAUGCCACUUUGCCAGAUUUUUCUAAUCCCGAAAUUUUCGGGAGCCAAAAACCAAAAAAUGAAAAAACACACUAUACAGUAUUUCACAAAGGCAUGCAUAUAUGCUUACAUACUAGUUAUGUUUGUAUUAGGGAUGUCACUUUGCGGGAUUAGUAAAACACCGAAAUUUUCGGGACGCGGGAUUCCGGCAUGUGAACAAAAAGAUGAUAAAAUGUACAGUAUUAUGCAAAGCUAUGCAUAUUUGCUUAGAUAUGCAUGUAUUAGCGAUGCCACUUUGCGGAUUUUUGCUAGUCCCGAAAUUUUCGAGACCCCAGAUCCCAGCAUGUGAACCAAAAUAUGAAAAUACAAACUAUACAGUAUUACACAAAGACAAGCAUGCUAUGUCAGUUUUCGGGAUUUUACUAACCCCGAAAUUUCGGGGCAAGGGAUUUCGAAAUUUCGGUAUCCCGGUAUUGACAUCCCUACCUUCGUAUGCAUGCAUGCUCAUGGGAAGCUGAAAAGCCAAUUUAUUUUUUACUUGGCUUAUAGAAUAUCUUUCCUUCGCAUACACCAGAGCACACCAAGCCUAUGCAGGUGUGUAUGUGUGUAAAUCUAAACAAAAGGAAAUUAAUUAAAAACAAUUAAAAUAUUAAACUAAACAAACAUCAAUUAUUAUACAUAUGAAUUGUAUAUGUAUGUGUAGAGCAAACCCCAAUAUGCUUAGCAUGUAAAUUGCAAUGUCAAAACAAUAAUGAAAACAUAGAAUUUAUAAUCAAAAAUAAUUUGAAAAAAAAAAUAUUAUAUUAAAUUUAAUUUAGGUACAUGCUAAUGUUAAAAAAUAUGCAAAAAUAAUGAAAAAAAUGCAUACGUAUUAGCAAGUCACGCCAAAAAAUUAUAAUGUGUCAGCAAUGUGGUAGUGAUUAGUUUUGUAAGUAAAAAAUUAAAAAACAAAAAAAUUAAAAAAAUAUUAAUUAUAUGCAUAUACUUAUAAAAUCGACGUAUAUAUAUAUAUAUUAUAUAUUUACACUGCAUAUUCAAAGUGUUUUCAAAUAUUAAAAUAUAAAUAUUAAGCUAAAGAGCAGCAGCUGUGUGAAAAAAGAAAAUUAAAUAAUAAUCGACGAUAUUAAAAAAUCUGCAAUGGAAUCGCUCAUUCAAACACAAAAAAAAUAUACAAAAAAUAAAAAAUAAAAUAUAAAAUUGAAACAAGUAAAUAAAACCCUUAAGAUACAAAAAAUAAUAUAUAAAAAAUAAAACACAAAAAACAGAAUUUAAAAAACAAAAGCCCCUUAAGGUUAAACAAAAAUAUCAUUUGUAUAGCAAUUAGUAAGAUAUAAGAAAAAAAAAUAGACAUAUACAUAAACACAUAUAUUCCAAAUUAUCUGUAAGUACAGCUGAAAACAGUUUAAAUUAAAUAAAUAAAAAAUAAAAAACAAAAAAACAAUAGCAUACAGUAUGUGAAAAAAAUAGAGCAACAUACUUAAAAGGAAACCAAUUUACCAAUACAUACAUACAUAUAAGGCAAAAGCAAUAUUUGUAAAACUCGUCAAGAACAUGUGUUAAAUAUGUAUCACUAGCGCAGACACUGUUCGCAGAUAGAUCAAAAGAAAUGCAAGUACAGUUAGCAACAAAACAUGUCAAAAUAAACACACUCACACACACACAGAGCAGUGCAAAAAAAAUUUUUAAAAUUAUUUGAAAAAAUAUGAAAUUUAUAAUCAAGCGAAAACGAAAACUUGAAUAUGGCAGUACACUGAUAAUAUUCGCAUAUGAACCACAAUUUCAUUAAGCCCUCAACAAGUCAUACUACAUAUAAAAUUUACCUCGCAUGCCCAAAGUGUAAGAAGAGUUUUACACCUACUUAAGUGGUUAGCCUGAGAAGUAAAUACAUAGUUCCAGUUGGUUUCGGUUAACGUUUGCAGAUGAAAGUUUGCGAUGAAAGUCCUGAAAGCAGAAAUUUUGGUAUAUUUUAGGGGCUACUAAAAAAUGUAUCACCUCACCAAGAGAUGUAUGCACUCUCCAAGAAACCUUUUCCGUGUGAAUCGUAAAGUGGCAAUGAAUUAAACCCAGAUUCUUUGACAGGAGUAUUCCCAUGAAACCGGAAUUUUUUAAUCAGUCUACGUUAAUUAUAACGAAAUUAUGGAAAAGAAACGACUGGCGCGCUUUGUUAAAUUCGGCCAAAAUCGCGAAAGCGGUUAUCGGGUCAAUCAAGAAGAAGAAUUUUAGAAAAUAUAUCAUGCAAAAUAAAACCGGACCAUAACCAAGGUAAAAAAUUUUUUGUCUCUUAAGUCAAUGCUUCAAUUUUCGCAACUUUAUAAGAAAUGCAGUGCAGCUUAAAAGUGCUGAAAUCAAGUACUAAACAGACAGAGUGCAAGGUAGUGAAAAAUCAGUUUAAAAAAUAAAAAAAAGGAUAGGAUGUCAAGUACUGUCAAGUUGUCAUAGAGCAUUUCCUACAUCAUUUCCUCGACCAUUCAGCGCCUCUAUUCCUCAUUCCCUUGACACGCUUUGCCCGAUAAGGUGCUGAAUUGGUUAUUCCACUCAAAAAAAAAGUGCGUGUAGCGUAGUACACAUAACAGAAGUGACAAGGCAGACAAAGAAAAAGGGAGAGACUCGAGAGAGAAUGAGAGUGAGAGAGAGGGAGAGAGAAAUAAUAUAUAUUUAAAUAAACUCACAACAUUUGCAGAGAAUACAAAUAGACAAAUUUACUAAAAACGGAGAAGAGUCGACCGGUGUAGGUAAACGCCGGACACAAACCGUGGCAGCAACGCGCACUACUCCGAGCGUUUAUCACCCGCACAAACCAGCGAUUCUAGGACCGCAGCAACGGCACAAAUUACCGCAAGGCAAUACCAAUAAAUCCGACGCCGGAAUGGGUUGCACUUUAAAGUACUCACAAGUACUAGCCAGGAAACGGAAAUAAGCGCCAAAAAGUAGGCACAAAGAAAACUCCAAAAAAUUGGGACCAAAAAUGCCCCAAAAAGUAGGCACCAAGGAAAUAUAACGCCAAGUAGGCACCAAAAAUAUAUUUCCUAUACGUUUGCACCAACAAACAAGCGCUAAAACGUAGGCAGUGUUAUUUCUCACUAGAAAUUAGCAACCACAAGGAAAAACUCAGGAAAAAUAGCCUAAAGUUUAUCUAAGAUAUAUAUAAGGUACAGCUCUCUCUCUCCCUUUCCUCUACGUUACAUCUUUUUUCUCUCUCGCGAAACGAAAAUAUCCAAAACGUUACAUGGCCUUGAAAUAUUACUCUCCAUUCUCGCUCGUCCAUCGACGCCUAAGAAGUUUCACUUCAAAAAUCACUCUGUGUUGCUUCAAAAAUUCAAAUCCAAAUCGAAAAUUCAGAUUCAAAUUCAUUUAUAUUAUAUGAAUCCCAAUUUUAUAUGUAGAGCACUAGUUUUUUUUUUUUUGUAAUUUGCGAAAUUAAUGCAUUUCGUGAGAUACUGAUGAUCACUCAAAGCAUAUUUUUUCUAAGUUUCAUAUGUUUACAGGGAAUACUCUGAUAAAAUUUCCUUACCAAUUUAUAUUGCAUCCUCCGGCCGACAGAUCCAGGCGGCGUGCCAACAGACGGCUGCACAAACUGCCGAACAACAGUGCCCCACUUACUUUUUGUCAGCGAGGAGGUUCAGGUGGCCAUAAACAAAGCAAAAGCUUCCAAAGUCAUUGAGCCUGACAGACUUAACAUGGUGAUGCUGAAAAACCUGGAGCUCUAUUAGGAGUAUAAUUUCUGACAAGGGUAUUAAUCGUAUCUAUGGUCACUUUCAUAAUUCCUAACAAGUGGAAAACAGGGAGGAACUGAAAACAUGCGAAACUCGCCAACCAAGGGCAGUCUUAUCGCCCUCCUACUCCCUCACCUGACCCUAGCCACAAAUCAGCAUGGAUUCUGAAGAGUGUACAGCACCACCACAGCACUCACCGCCAUAAAUAUCCAAAUUUACCACGGGCUUAACCAAAACGACCCCUGCGAUAGGGUUGACCUAGUAGCGCUGGACUUGAAGAAGGCUUUCGAUACAGUCAGCUACUCCGCGCUUCUAGAUGAUACAGUCAAUUCUCCCGCUAGGGCUAAAUAGAUAGUCCACGAACUAUUUGAGUGGACGGAACUCGUCAGUCAUCUUUCGAAACCAAAACUAAAAGCAGAGGAGGAUAAAGCAAGGUGUUCCGCAGGGUGAUAUCCUUUCACCCUUGCAUUUCAACUUCUGCAUAUCGAAGCUCUCCCAGCCACCAGAGUGAGCCUCCCUGGUCUCCUACGCUAACGAUUGCUCGAUAAGAGCGUCGGGCAAUGACAUCGAUGGCUUGUAUUCCAAAGUGAUCGAGCCUUUCUCGCUUUUUCACUGCGAGGAAUCUCCAACUUUAAUCCAAUAAAUCUACGGCGACCAUAUCACAACCUGGACGAAGAUAAAUAGAAGAUAUAUGAAAGAAAGGCUUACUUGUAUAAGGAAUAAGACACUUGUUCUACUUGACAGUAUUAAGUAAAUUGUAAUAGCGGCGAUGGACCUCAUACAAUUAUAUAAUUGGUGCGUGCAUACCUAAAUCCUUUGUUGGAAGUAUGGCCGAGCUCCUCCUCUAAUUUAUGUUGGCAUUUUAGUGUUGUUCCUCUACAGUUUUCUGCAACCGCUAAGGGCACAUGUUUUUUUGAGGAACUUUUUCAUGGUAGAAAUGCAUUUUGAGUUUAGCCUUUGCCUGCCAAGGAUGUUUGUUUUCUUGAUUAGUGCGAUAACCGCUUUCGCAAUUUUGGCCAAGUUUAACAAAGCGCGCCAGUGGUUUCUUUCUCGUGCUAACUGACGUCAUUUGGACACACCAAAUAAAGCCAAGUCCUUCUCCACCUGAUCUUGCCAACGCAGAGGAGGCCCUUCUCUUCUUCUGCUACCACCAGCUGGUACCACACUGAACACUAUCAGAGCCGGAGCGUUUGUAUCCAUUCGAAUGACAUGGCCCAGCCAACGAAACCGCUGAAUCUUUAUUCUCUGCAUUAUGUCUAUGCCGUCUUAAAGCUCAUACAGCUCAUUCAUCCAUCACCUGCGCUAUUCGCUGUCGCCAACGUGCAAAGAUCCAAACAUCUUCCGCAGAACCUUUCUCUCAAGCACUCCAAGGGACUCCUCAGCGGAUGUUGCCCUCGUCCAAGCUUCUGUGCCCUACCAUAGGGCGGUCAUGAUGAGAACCUUAUAAAGUGUUAAUUUUGUUCGUCGAGAGGGGUUUUUAUUACCCAAUUGUCUACAUAGUCCAAAGCAGUACUUGUUGGCAAGAGAGCUCCUGCAGUGGAUUUCAAGGCUAACAUUGUUAUCGGUGUUUAUGCUGGUUUUUAGAUAAACGAAGUUUCUUACUCUUACUUUGGGAUUCGUCUUGAUGUAUUUCUAAUCUUGAGUUAACUAUAAUGUCAGACUUAUCGAAGUGGUGGAGUAAAUCCAGUAGCACUUCUUCACGAAACUCCAAUUUGUAUGUCAAGGCGGACAGUUUAUUAGGUCUUAUUCCCUCAAUGGUUGCCACACCUUUUUUAUCGCAGAAUAUUUAAAAUGUUUCAAAAAUUCGCUCUCAUUCGAUCUUUUCCAAAGUAACAAUAAAUACCAACUCUCGGAGAGUAGCUUUCAAAAAAGUGUUGAAAUUCAGCCAAGCAUCUUCACAAGACGGGUUGAGUUUUUGUUGAGUUGUCUGUAGAAUUCGCGAUAUUAGCAUGUCUUGACUGGUCAGCAAAUUGAAAUGGAAACUGGAAAGUGAUAACGAAAAAUGAAGGAUUCGUAUCUUAUUGGGAAAUACAUUCUCAGUGGAUUUAUAUUAUACCUUCUAUUGUUAUCGCCCAAAAACUUGCAUCAGGGAGCUUUUGAGAUAUUCGGGUGUACAUUACCGAAACGACCGGGAUUUAUAUCCCGCUAAGCACUCUCACUUAACAUUACCUCCCCAGCAUUCCUCACAAAUAAUGGGGUAGUGUUUUAUUUCACUACAACAACAAUGAGUGCUAUUUGAAUGAGAGUCUCUAACAAGGCAUGAGCUCGGGUAACUUCGAUACUGUAAUUUAGCGGUUAUUUUGACUUCAUCAAUUGUUUCCCCAACAUUUCACACCUAUUUUAUUUAGCUUUUAAAAUUUGAAUAAUAUAUAAAAAAAAUGUAUUGCACACGCAAAAAAAUGUGUUCAUUCAUUUUAAGUAGAAUUAUCAAAACUGCUUAUUUGAAAUUUUCGAAAAACACGAAACUAAACUUUUUUCUUUGCACACAACCUACUUUUAUAAAAAGUAUAAUAAUUCAAAAUCUAAGCGAAAUUAAAUUAAAUAACUUAAAUAUUAAUAAUAAAGUAUUUCACAUCCCUAUAGUCAGUGCACCUUGAAGUUAUUCAAUACAACUAAAGAAAAUAAGGGAAGUUCAAAACUUAGAAACAAAAAGCAUUUUAAUUAACAGUUACAGUUAGUAAAAAAAAUGAUGAAAAUUUCAAUAAAUGCAAAAUACAAAACAAAUUUGAUUUUAUGGUUUUAAAUAAUCCAAAAGUGGGUAAAUAUUAACAAAAAAU